CUGAAUGCAGCACCACGAAGCGGCUUCUCUCUGCUGCUCGGGAAAAGAAACCGAAAGAAUAAAUGCGACUAAGGAACAGAUCGUCGACUGGAUAUUACUUUCACUAUGUCUUCAGAUGAGGAUUUCUCUCUGGUGUUGGCGGACCCACAGCCAUUAGAGAACACCUUGGAGGGGAUAAAGGCUUCAAUCACGCGCUACAAGAAAAAACAUGAACAGCUGAUCCAGGAGCAGCAGGAGCUGGCCGCCAGCAGAGACGACCGGCGGGACAUGACGGAGAAGUGCAAGAAACGCUCCAUCAAACUGACCCAGGAUCUGAAAGAGGACCAGCGCUCGUACAAAGAGCAGAUUGAAAAUGAAAAGGCGAAGCUGAACCUGAUGGAGCAGGAGGAGAGCGAACUGCUGAAGGAGAUCCAGAAGGUGGAGGAGGCUCUGAAGGAGGAAGAGGCCAAAAAAGACCAUCUCAAACAGCAGAGUGACGUGUUCACCGCCGUACCGGAGAGGGAGGUCGUCUUCGCCGGCUCGACGGAAAGCGAGGACGCCGCCGAACCGUUUGAAAUGAAGCCGCGAGUGGUCUACCCGAUGGAGGGCGGGACGGUGCUCAUUACGUUUGAGGAAGAAGUCGUGGCCAAGAAGAUCCUGGCCAUGAAGAAGCAUCAGGUGGACCUGGGAGGAGAGUGCAGCAUCACGGUGGAGGCCCGGCCAGUUCAGCUGAUGCUGCCCACGCUGGUGGAGAUAGACUCUGAGGUGAGUGCUCAGCACGUACUAGUCUCCAACCUGCCCGAGAUGGACACCGAGACCCUGCUGAACAAGCUGGAGAUCCACUUCUCCAAGAGUAAACACGGAGGCGGAGAGGUGGAAUCCUGUGAAAUGCUGCCCGACUCUGGGACUGUGGUCAUCGCAUUUGUGGACAAACACAUUGCCAGAGGUCUGACCGAUACAGAGCACCAUGAUGUGAAGUUACAUCAGAAGACUCACAGAGUGAGGGUGACUCCUUUUCUCAACGGGAAGAUUACGAACUUAAAGACCAAGAUGUCGGCGUGUCCUCGGACGGUGCUGCUGACGGGAGUCCCCGACCUCAUGGAGCGGGAGACCCUGCAGGAUCUGCUUGAAAUCCACUUCCAGAAAAGCGGCAACGGCGGAGGAGAGAUAGAAGCCUUCCUCUACAACCCGCUGGGUCAGCACACCUCGGCCCUGUUUGAGGGCGUCUCCUCAGACCAAAAGGAAGAGUAGGAUCACAUCUAUCACCACUGCUUC
Etheostoma spectabile (orangethroat darter) is the source of this 1254-nucleotide messenger RNA. It is a transcript of the gene ifi35, whose product is annotated as interferon-induced protein 35. Gene Ontology annotation, cellular component: nucleus. The coding region runs from base 106 to 1230 and encodes 374 amino acids. Lineage: Eukaryota; Metazoa; Chordata; Actinopteri; Perciformes; Percidae. The record is from RefSeq and is a predicted model, not a curated record. The transcript is spliced from 10 exons.